Xiphophorus couchianus (Monterrey platyfish) is the source of this 4714-nucleotide messenger RNA. RefSeq names its product zinc finger protein GLI2-like. NCBI's taxonomy places the organism in Eukaryota, Metazoa, Chordata, Actinopteri, Cyprinodontiformes, Poeciliidae. The coding region runs from base 299 to 4285 and encodes 1328 amino acids. The record is from RefSeq and is a predicted model, not a curated record. Gene Ontology annotation, biological process: smoothened signaling pathway; regulation of transcription by RNA polymerase II. Gene Ontology annotation, cellular component: nucleus. Gene Ontology annotation, molecular function: DNA-binding transcription factor activity, RNA polymerase II-specific; RNA polymerase II cis-regulatory region sequence-specific DNA binding. The transcript is spliced from 14 exons.
CGCUCCUCCGGGUUCAAACUUUCCCUCCUCCUCCUCCUCCUCCUCCUCCUCCUCCUCUUCCUCCCUAAGCUGGACGCGUCCCUCAACUUCUCCUCACUCUGAGUUAGUCUGCGCUGCGUGGAGGUGAAAGUUUGCCCCGCGCCGCGCCACGCCGCGCCACGCACCGCGCGUCCCGCAGCGGAUGGGAAUCCACGUGUCUGGAGCCGCUUUUCCUCUCCGAAAACAAAGUUGAGGCGCUUUGGAGGGAAGAAGAAGAGGAAGAGGAAGAGGAGCGGAGCGGAGCGCGCCUCGGUCGGCCAUGGAGACCUCGUCACCGCCAGCCGCACAGAAAAAGGACAAAAUGGACGGCAGCAGCUUCAGCGACCUCCCCAAGAAGCCGUCGCCCUCGGAGACCAGAGCGCCGCAGCACCUCUUCCCCACCUUCCACACGCCGAUCCCCAUCAACAUCCGCCAUCAUGAGGGCCGGUACCACUACGAGCCGCACGCGCUGCACGCCAUGCACAGCCCUGCAGGUCUGACCGGCAGCCCCGUCAUCUCUGACAUCUCCCUGAUCCGCCUGUCGCCCGGCGCCAUGGCGACCAGCGAGUCGCCGUUCAGCCCGCCUCACCCGUACGUGUCGCCCCACAUGGAGCACUACCUGCGCCAGGUGCACGGCAGCCCCACCCUGUCCAUGAUCUCAGCCGCCAGAGGCCUCAGCCCAGCAGACCUGGCUCAUGAGCAUCUGAAGGAGCGCGGCCUGUUCGGCCUUCCUCCUCCUCCUCCUCCUCCUCCCCCGGGGGCCGGCGCGGCGGAGUACUACCACCUGAUGGCCAACCACCGCAGCCCCUACGGCGAGCUGCUGCUGCCGGGGCCCGGGGCCCCGCUGGCCGACUACCUCUCUCCUGUUGACGUGUCCCGGUUCUCCAGCCCCAGACUGACGCCCAGACUCAGCAGGAAGAGGGCGCUGUCCAUCUCGCCACUGUCCGACGCCAGCAUCGACCUCCAGACCAUGAUCAGAACUUCGCCCAACUCCUUGGUGGCGUACAUCAACAACUCGCGGUCCAGUUCAGCCGCCAGCAGCUCCUACGGACACCUGUCGGUCGGGGGACUCAGCCCGUCGUUUCCCUUCCCUCACCCCAUCAACCCCAUGGCCUACCAGCAGCUCCUGUCCCAGCAGCGCGGCCUCAGCGCCUUCGGCCACAACCCGCCCCUCGUCCACCCUCCACCCACUUUCUCCAGUCGCCAGCAGGGCCUCGGCCUCUCCUGCCUGCCCACCUCCACCCACAACAACGACGUGUCGUCCAAGAACCAUGGAGGAGACUCUGCUGUCAGCAGCUCGGUGGAUCCCAUCAACAAACGCUCCAAAGUGAAGGCGGAGUUGGACGGCAUGAAGCCGGGAUCUCCUCUGUCACCGAACCAGUACAGCGGCGCUCAGGACCUGAAGGAGGACGUGGAGCGAGACGAGUGCAAGCAGGAGGCCGAGGCCGUUUACGAGACCAACUGUCACUGGGACGGCUGCAGCCAGGAGUACGACACGCAGGAGCAGCUGGUGCAUCACAUCAAUAACGACCACAUCCACGGAGAGAAGAAGGAGUUCGUGUGCCGCUGGGACGACUGCUCGCGGGAGCAGAAGCCCUUCAAAGCGCAGUACAUGCUGGUGGUUCACAUGCGCCGGCACACGGGGGAGAAACCACACAAAUGCACGUUCGAGGGCUGCUCCAAGGCCUACUCCCGCCUGGAGAACCUGAAGACCCAUCUGCGCUCUCACACCGGGGAGAAACCCUACGUCUGCGAGCACGAAGGCUGCAACAAGGCCUUCUCCAACGCCUCGGACCGGGCCAAGCACCAGAACCGGACGCACUCCAACGAGAAACCGUACGUGUGUAAAAUCCCGGGCUGCACCAAGCGCUACACGGACCCCAGCUCUCUCAGGAAGCACGUGAAGACAGUUCACGGCCCGGAGGCCCACGUCACCAAGAGGCAGCGCAGCGACCUGCCGCCCAGACCCCCCAGGGAGAACGGCGAGAACGAGAGAGCCGGCAGGCUCCACAGGGAGGACAAGCUGUUGGAGAACAGCUCCCCCAGAGUCACGGAGGAGUACCUGCACAUGAAAUCCAUCAAGACAGAAAACCCUGUGAUGCAUCAGUCCAGUCCUGGCGGUCAGUCAUCAUGUAGCAGCGAGCCGUCACCACUUGGCACCAACAAUGACAGUGGAGUAGAAACAGCGGCGCACAGCGGGGGGAGCCUGGGGGACCUCAGCGCGCUGGACGACCUGCCGUUCCUGGACUCUGUGGAUUUCUCCGGCGGGGUCGCAGCGGUCGGCCUCCAUCUCAGAAAGCAGCUGAGCGGCAGCCAGUGCCUGGAGAACCUCAAGAAGGAGAAGCUGAAGGCGGUACGGGACUCGUGUCGGUGGGCCAACAACCCAACACCCCCUGCUUAUCAAGGGACCACGCUGCCGCCUAUACCGACAAGCGGGUCCCUCCUGGAAAAUUCAAGCCUGUGUGGAGAUCCAGCCUCCUUCCCCGGCUCUGGCAAAAUGACUCUGCUGGGAAACCUUUCUGAGCGCAGAGACAGCACUUCCAGCACCUUCAGCUCAGUCUACACGCUCAGCCGCCGCUCCUCAGGCAUCUCCCCUGGUUUCUCCAGUCGACGCUCGAGCCAAACUUCUCAGUUUGCUGCCAACCGGCUGACGAACAUCAGCUCAGCGGACUCCUACGACCCCAUCUCUGCUGAUAUUUCUCGGCGCUCCAGUCAGGCCAGUCAGUUUGGGGGGAGUAAUAGUGGGCCUGGGGCUGCCAGCCCUCUCACCCUGACCCCAGCCCAGCACUACCGACUGAAGGCAAAGUAUGCUGCUGCAACUGGUGGCGCACCUCCUACACCUCUUCCAUACCCGGAUCAAUCAUGUCUGAAGGAUUUCAAUGAGUACUCGUCCAAAAACAGCCUCCGAUCCUUACAGUUCAGCAAGGAACGGAGCUUGAUGCCCCAUGAAGUACCUUCCAACAUUCCCCGUCGAGCCAGUGACCCUGUGAGACCUUUAGAUCCUCUCAACCAGCCUCCUCUACAUCGGUUCAACAGCAUGGUCUCACUCAACCGAAGGGUCUCCUUGCAGCCUCAUCCCCCUCCUGCAAAAGAUCACAGACGCUUAUCCCAGCAAGUGUAUGCACAACCGAACGUCAGUCCCCGUGGUUUCCCUCACAGCCUACAACCAGCAAGCAUUUCGGAGGACAUCACCAUGCAGACAAGAAGGUGCAAUGGAAAUCCCUCUGGUCAAGGAGAUUUCCACGGAGCUGGCAGCGGCCAGCAGCUGUACCACCAGAGACGGAUGGAUGGGGCGAAAAGGAGUCCACUCAUGAGUCCAUCCUCACCACACGGCAGUGCUGCUAGUGGACAGUGGAACAUGGACACCACCCAGCAGUAUACCAGGCUAGAUCCACGUGGGAAUCUGAUUGUCGUCCAACAGAACCAGAACGCUGGGUCUUUCAGUGGGACCUCCCACCAGCAGAUAGUCCAACACUUCAACAACAGAUGCAUGAAACCUGGACAGCACCACUUCCAGCAGUCCUCAAACCUCAAUGAAGCUUCUAGCCCUCAGCACAGGUUCAGUCAAAGUUCCUAUGACAGGAAUGGCAAGGCUCCGUAUCCACCCUGUGGGAACAUCCUGCACUGUAAGGAGGAGCCAGUUGACAUGGACUUUGGUCAACUCCAGCCUGCGCAGAUAAAAACUGAGAGUUUUGAUUCAUCCACCAUGACUUUAGACCAGCAGAACUGUAACAUGACUGGUUUCCGGACUGGGAAUCAGAACCAUCCCCAGCUGAGACCACCAACAGAACCUAACUCUCCAAAUGUCUCAAUACCGAAGGUGUUGACGCCACCAGAUGAUUCCCAGCUCUCCUCUAGUAGAGUUUCUGAACUCUCUUACAUCUCUGAGGACAACGCUCUGUUCUACACGGGUCAGAUCCGAGUCCUGGAGCCCAACGGGAACCUGGACUGUCACGUUUCCCUUCUGGUGAGUUCUCCUUCAGCUGCUCCACUCGACAACCAGGGGAGUAGGACUGCACCUGAGCACCCUCAGAUAGACUUUGAUAGCAUGUUGGACGAUGGGGAUCACUCCAGCCUCAUGUCAGGAACCCUGAGUCCAGGACUUCUCCAGAGUUUCUCCCAGAGUUCGUCUCGCCUCACGACGCCCCGGAGCUCGGUGACACUGCCCUCAGUCCCGACGGGAACCGGGAACAUGGCCGUCGGGGACAUGAGCUCACUGUUGAGCGCCCUGGCUGAGGAGAACAAGUUCCUCAACCUGAUUAGCUAACAGUCUGGACAUCAAAUUGUGGACUAAAAACUGUGCUUUGAAUUCAUCCGUCUCCCUUGUGUCCUUGUUCAUCCAGCUGUAAAUUAUUUUCUACUUUUCACCAAAAGCCAUACUUCUGUUCUUGCCUUAGGAUGUGAGUAUGAUGUAAAAAUUAGCCGUGGAACAGAGGUGAUCUUACUGAAGUGCCUGCUGGUGGAAAUAUGAGCCUGGACUGCAAGACGACGGGUUCAGAGGUCAGCGAUUAUGUUCCCGAAUCAUUUUAUGACAGAUUAACUGUGACCAACCUGCGACUGGAAGCAGGAACAGCAGAGGACUUCACCAGAACCUAAAUCUAUUAGACUGCAGCUCUUCCUGUUGUACAUUCUUCCUGUUUUCUGUGUAAAUACAAUUUGUACAUUUUUAAUAAACAAGAAUUAUGGAUUUUUUAAA